UUCCACGUGACAUUCAUACUGCUUUUUCAUUGGACUGUAGGAACAAACUAUUUCCUGUCUGCUCAUGUGAUCGAGAAUAUAGUGUUGACAAUCUGAGUCAGUGGUCAUGUCCAGCAGGUACCCGAUAGUGGUGCAGGGCGAGGCAUCAGAAACAGACUCCGAUGAUGAGGUUUACAUCACCUCCCUGCCAGCUCCACAGACGGCCAUUGCGGGAGCCAAGGUUCAAGGGGAAGCUUCUGAAACGGAGAGCGAGGAUGAAGGGGAGACGGCACACCGAGGUUCUGCACUGAGUCACGAAAGUGCUCAGAUACUCAAAAGAGAUCUACCUCCACUUAUUGUUGUGAGAGAUCACCCUGAUAUACAAUCAGUUGUGGAAGACAGACCAAGCCCUACACAUAAAACUUUUGGUGAUACAUUAUUACAGCAGAAGUUGCAGGAGUCGAACAGCCGGCUCUAUUCCGAUGUGGGACAGAUGGUGCGACACGUUUAUGGUAGUGCCAGCAAAGAGGUGCGCAGUGCAACAGCACAGCUUAACACAUCACAGAGCGCCAUCAUCAAUGCUUCCCACAGCAUCCGUCUGAUUUUGGAUGACCUGAAGGCCGUGUCUGAGAAGAUUGACAUUAUCACCAGCUGUCAGAUAUUACCUGAGUUUAAGAUGAGCCAUUCAGAGGAGAAAAGCAGUCCUGCAUCCUGAUGAAAAGAAUAACUACAGAUGUUAUGCAUUUGAGCAAAUGAAACUGUUGAUCAGCUUGAUUGGUUUGCUUAUCUUGUUUGUAAAAGGCAUAUAUUAUUAUUAUUAUUAUUAUUGUUAUUAUUAUUUGAUAUGAAUUGAUGCUGAUUGGAAUAUUUAUUUAAUAAUCUACAGUAGCUCAUGCAUUUCUUAAACAGUAGUCAAACUUGAACUGCAGGUCUUUUUUCUGUGUACAUUGUUAAAUUCUGUUUUAUUUUAUGCAUCAUGCUAUAACAUUACCGGUAUACAAUGGAAACUUUAAUUCAUAUAAACACAUAACAAAUGUAAUUGCCGAUAAUCACUGUACUGUUCUAUGCAUCCCACCUACCUAAAAAUAAAUUUUUUUGAAAACGCUUCUUAGACUUAAGUAAAAAUAAAUGUGAGAAUAGACAUUAUGACAGAUUCAUGUUAUUUCAGGGUUAAAAAAAAUGUGCUGUACUCAUUUAAAAUUUCAAAUACAAGUUAAGCAGAACUAUUUGUAAAGAUACUGGUAUGUGGCUCAUAACCACAGUAUAGAACUACAUGUACAGUAUGUUAAAGUUUGCAAAGGCUGAGGAUUUUAAAUUCAACAAAUACACCUAAAUAUACAAAUAUUGGCUGGUAACCAGUUCAGGGUGUCCCCCGCCUACUGCCCGAAGACGGUAUAGGCUCCAACACGCUCACAAUGCUCAUGUGGUACAGGUCGACUGUACUCUAGCCUAUGCUUCCCUCGGGGCACUCCUGGGGUCAGUUCCAGCAGCCGUGCGUCCCUUGUGCGAAUAAAGCGGUUCAUAUAAUGGA
This is a messenger RNA of Hippocampus comes (tiger tail seahorse), 1510 nucleotides long. RefSeq names its product biogenesis of lysosomal organelles complex-1, subunit 3 (gene bloc1s3). Bases 107 to 694 code for a protein of 195 amino acids. The transcript is spliced from 5 exons. The record is from RefSeq and is a predicted model, not a curated record. Gene Ontology annotation, cellular component: BLOC-1 complex. NCBI's taxonomy places the organism in Eukaryota, Metazoa, Chordata, Actinopteri, Syngnathiformes, Syngnathidae.